CUUAAUAUUUUUUAGUUAGGAUUAAUAUGAUUGUCACUUUAUUUACCCGUAGAGAUUGUUAGUUUUUCUCCUCUGUAUCUUUUCGUGAAGUUGGAAAUGUUACUAAAGCAAGCCUCUGAUUUCAGAUGUCCUAAACGAUGCAAUAUUUGAUGAAGAUCAUGAUGAGAUGGUGAUUGUGAAGGACAUAGAUAUGUUUUCCAUGUGUGAACAUCACCUAGUACCAUUUAUUGGAAAGGUCCACAUCGGUUACCUUCCUAACAAGCAAGUCCUUGGCCUCAGCAAACUUGCGAGGAUUGUAGAAAUCUACAGUAGAAGAUUACAAGUUCAAGAGCGCCUCACGAAACAAAUUGCCGUAGCGAUCACAGAAGCCUUGCGACCUGCUGGCGUUGGGGUCGUGGUUGAAGCAACACACAUGUGUAUGGUAAUGCGAGGGGUACAGAAAAUGAACAGCAAGACUGUGACCAGCACGAUGUUGGGUGUGUUCCGGGAAGAUCCAAAGACAAGGGAAGAGUUUCUCACUCUCAUUAGGAGCUAAACUUCCAGCGCGAGCCUCGCGCUCUGCAGAUCUUGCCUCUAGUAGCAUUGGUUGUCUGGCUUCAGCUGUUUGUACAAUUCCAUUCUCAAUUGUAAUAGACGUGAAACUUGCUCCUUGUCACUAAUUGUGUUUAAUAAUUAUUUAUUGCAAGUCAAAUAAAAAUAAUUUUAAUAUGGGGGUGGGCACUCUACUUUCUUCUUGCCACCGUUUAGUGGCAACAGUCAAGCACACUGCCAAUAGAGCUAAGUCAUACGCACACUGCCGCUGUCCUUCCGGUAACCCCAGGAUGCUGGUAAGGAGAGGAACCCACGUGUUUUGUUCAAAUAGUCUGGUAAUUUGGCUCAGAAGCAUAGGAGUGUUGGGAAUGGGAGAAAACUAUGGCCAAUAUGCUGCCUUUUCCACUCCCCAAACAAAAAUGGUGUAGUGCUUAAACUAAGCUAUUGGACAGGGUGCAGCUCUGUUCUGCAAAUUCAAAGUCCACCAGGCUCCACAUUAAUCAUGUUUAUUAAACCGCUGGUAACACUUUAUUUUUUAUGUAUUUAUUUUCUAACUGUCUAGUUGUAAUGUUAGUCACCAAGGCAAGGUGGUGAAUUACCUAUGUCUUUUAUUUUACUGUGAGUUCAAAAAGGCACAUUUCUACCUUGUGUUCUUGUUAAGAUUCAAGUGUAGGGAAUCCGUCUCCGGAGUUGUUUACGAGUGUAUUCUCAUGUCAGCAGACAGGGGUUUAGACAUUUAACUCUCUGUGCCUUGAUGAGAAUAUCACACCAUGUGGAGUGUAGAUACCUUUGCCUUUAUUUAAAAGCCAUUAUUCUAUAAGACUCAGUACUGACACUGCAAAUAACCAGUCCUCAAAGUUCUACCUUUUGAAAUUUCUUGGGAGCUUACUUACUUUGUGUGUUUUUUGCAGGUGCCUCAAAACUUUUUUUUAUCUUAAUAGUUUUUCUAAGUAUUCCAGAAAUUCUUGAGUGUUCAUCACUUUCAGGUCCGCAGAACCAUAGCUUCCGUGAACAUGAAAGCAUGCAGAAUGGGCUAACUGUGGACUGCACUGUGAGCUGUGUCCAGUGUCUAAUGACCGCUGUAGUGUUGGUGUCCCUGAAAAUUGCACCAUAAUCUUCUGGAAUCCCUGGAAGAUACCGGAAGCCCCCAUACUGGUUUCCCUUGUGGCCUGUGAGGGUCUUGUCUUCAGUGUAACUCUUCAAGUGGCCCAGGUCUUUUAGUCUGGGAAGCUGUUGCCUUAUCAAUGAUUGUCUUAAAGUUUCCUCUACUGGGGCAGCGUGGGCCAAAUUAAAACAACAAAAUAGCCCAACUCUCCUGCAAAACACAAAGACCAUCCGCAGAGAAGCGUCUUGUUUGGCUGACCUAGUGCUCCUCAAAUUUAUCCCAUUACCUUAAGAAGAAUGAAGUACAUUGCUUGCUUUAACUUGAGUGGUCCGAUCUCUGCCACUCUGAUGCACUUUGUUUGGCUUAUGAUGAGACAAAAUGGCAGAGAUUUAAAAAAAAUUCCCUACUUCCAUUUCCUAUAUUUUUCUAUGGAGUUUCUAAAGUACAAUAGUGGUUGAUUUUGAGUUCCUUUUAAAAUCAAAGCUAAUAUAUACAUUAUCCUGCUUAAUAUUUAGAUAUUUAGAGGCAGAAUGAAGCACUCAACUCAUGUUUGGUAAUUUAAAGUAAAAACAGGUGUGACUCGAAGGACCAAAGAAACUGUUACCUAUGAAUUUAUCUUUCUGAAAUCGAUUGUAUUCUUUUUUGAUGACUUUGCUCUAACAUUCCCUAGAAGUGUUCUCAUAAAGGUCUACUGGUAUCCACAGGCUGUUUUCUUAUUGGUAAAUGCAAGGUAAUUACCUUGUCUGUUUUACUCUGGUCUGUAGUACUUCAAAACUACCUUUUCAUAUCCAUCACUAUGAGUCCAUUUUGGGGACUUUUAACAUUGUUCAAUUAAAUUGUCUGAAUUUUAUGUAUGUGUGUGUAUGUUCCUGAAGUUAAUUCUAUUUAAAUUAUUAAAGUGUUACAACUUUGUUCUUGUGAAA
Messenger RNA from Miniopterus natalensis, 2559 nucleotides. NCBI's taxonomy places the organism in Eukaryota, Metazoa, Chordata, Mammalia, Chiroptera, Miniopteridae. The record is from RefSeq and is a predicted model, not a curated record.